This is a messenger RNA of Fusarium redolens, 1029 nucleotides long. RefSeq names its product hydrolase. The transcript has 2 exons. The coding region runs from base 1 to 1029 and encodes 342 amino acids. NCBI's taxonomy places the organism in Eukaryota, Fungi, Ascomycota, Sordariomycetes, Hypocreales, Nectriaceae. Gene Ontology annotation, molecular function: feruloyl esterase activity. The record is from RefSeq and is a predicted model, not a curated record.
AUGCCAGUAACAGCUCUUUCCACAGCCGCGGCUGUCGAAGAUGCCGAAUCUACCGAAGAUGAGGCAUGUGAGGAGUCUGAAGAGUUCGUCACUGAGACUACCGAGGAUGGUUGUGAUCUUGUCGAGGAAACUGAAACCGCGCUGUCCCCGGCGUCGACGUCCGCCACGCCUUUGCUUGCAUCUGCUACGCCCACUAACGCUGAGUCAACCCCUGUGUCGUCCACAGGAAGCGGAAGCUCUGACGGUUGCGGCAAGCAGUCCUCUCUUACUAGUGGCACCUAUAGCGUCACUAUCAGUGGCCGCACUCGCUCGUAUAUCCUUGAUGUUCCUGAGAGCUACAAUAGUGGCAAGGGAUACAAGCUCAUCUUUGGUCUUCACUGGCGUGGAGGCACCAUGGAGGAUGUGGCGACGGGCCAGACUGUUGAGGCCGGUGUCUGGAAUUACUACGGUCUGAAGCGCCUGGCUGAAGACAGCGCCAUCUUUGUUGCACCACAGGGCAUUGAUAACGGUUGGGGCAACAGCAACGGAGACGACCUCAAGUUCAUCGAUGCCAUAAUGGAGCACGUUGAAGCAGAUCUCUGCGUUGACCAGUCCCAACGCUUCGCUACGGGUUUCAGUUACGGGGGUGCCAUGACAUACUCGCUCGCAUGCUCCCGGGCCGAUAAGUUUCGCGCAGUUGCCGUCCUCUCGGGCGCCCAGCUCAGUGGCUGCGAUGGUGGCAACGACCCUGUCCCGUACCUUGGAAUUCAUGGUGUUGAUGAUAGUAUUUUGAGUAUCUCUAUGGGCCAUUCCCUGCGGGACAAGUUCGUGUUGAACAAUGGUUGCCAGGCCCAAACCGCGUCGGAACCAAGCUCUGGCAGCUUGACUCACACCAAGACCUCUUACACCUGCAAUUCGGGAUAUCCGGUGACAUGGAUUGCGUUUGAUGGCGGGCACAUUGCUUCCCCCCAGGAUGGGGCGACAACUGAUAGUGGAUCGAGCACAUGGGCUCCGGGGGAGACAUGGGAAUUCUUCUCUCAGUUUUCGUAA